Messenger RNA from Melospiza melodia melodia, 2069 nucleotides. RefSeq names its product mannose-P-dolichol utilization defect 1 (gene MPDU1). The record is from RefSeq and is a predicted model, not a curated record. NCBI's taxonomy places the organism in Eukaryota, Metazoa, Chordata, Aves, Passeriformes, Passerellidae. Gene Ontology annotation, biological process: oligosaccharide biosynthetic process.
GCGUGCGCAGGGGUGGCUGUGUUUCCCGCAUUGCGCAUGCGCAACAAGAAGGAGCAGACGUACAGCAUGGCGGCGUCUAUGCCGUGUUCUGCGCUUGCGCAGUACUACGAGAAACGUAAGGAAGCGGUGCCGCGGAAAGCGGGGUCGACAUGUGUGCCGCGCAUGCGCAGAGGGAAAAGGGGAAAAAAGUGGAUUUUGGGUGUUCCGGACUAAAAAAUUUUGGGGGUUUGACCCGAAUAAUCUCGUUCGGGAAGAGUUUAACCCCUCAGAAUCCAUCCGACACCCCAAAAAUUCCGGCUGAACUCGCCCAAAGGGCGUCUUAAGGCGCUAAAAUCGGGUCCCGGAACCCUUUAAAAUCUCUCUAUUUCUUUCAAAGUCGGGGACUGGACCCGUCUGGAAUCCACCAAAUCUGAAACAUUCAAGACCCCACAAACGGUGGAUCAUUCCUAAAUCUGAGGCUUUAAAGAAUAACUUGUGGGGGACUUUGGGGGUCUCAGAGCGCUUCGGACCCAAAUUUAGGUGAAUUUGGGGGAUUUCUGUGAGAUUCGGGAUAUUUAAAUCUUUAAUCGCAUUAAUAAAGAAUUGGCCAAUCACAGCUCGUCGCGCCUGUGGGGGCGGAGCUUUACGCCCACUCAGCCAAUCGCUUGCGCAAUAAGCCGCUGACAAAUCGCAGUUUAGCACAGCUGUUGAUUGGCAGGGCACUUUUAGUUCCUAACUAAUCCGAUUACAGGACUGGUUUAGAGGGGCGUGAUUUUAUUGCCCUUCAGCCAAUCACGACAUCCGAGGGGCGUUUCUCGCCGAUUUCCCCUCAGCGCGGGAGCCGCCAUGGAGCCGCUCCGGCCUUGGCUCGUCCCGUUCCUGCUGCCCGAGCACUGCUUCGACCGAUUCUUCCUCCACUUCGAGCUCCUCGACGUUCCGUGCUUGAAAAUCCUCCUGAGCAAAGUUCUGGGCUACGGGAGUGCGGGAUCCGUCCUGGUGAAGGUGCCCCAGCUGCUGAAGGUUUGGGCCCGCAGUGGCGGGGGGCUCAGCCUCCCCUCGGUGCUGCUGGAGCUGCUGGCCCUGGGGGGCUCCGUGGGCUACGGCUGCGCCAGGGGCUUCCCCUUCAGCGCCUGGGGGGAGUCGCUCUUCCUCCUCCUGCAGACCCUCACCCUCCUCUUCCUCAUCCUGCACUUCGGGGGCCGCACGGGCCGAGGGCUGGCGCUCGUGGCCGUUUUUGGGGCGUUGGGGAUUUUGGUGUCACCUCUGACCCCGCUGAGCUUCGUCACCGCCCUGCAGGCCCUGAACCUGCCCAUCAUCAUCCUCAGCAGGCUGAUCCAGAUCGUCACCAACGCCCGGCAGGGCCACACGGGGCAGCUCUCGGGGGUCUCCACGGGGCUCCUCUUUGGGGGGGCCCUGGCCCGGAUCUUCACCUCCCUCACGGAAACCGGGGACCUCCUCUUGGCCUCGACCUUCGCGGCCUCGGCCACCUGCAACGGGGUCCUGCUGGCCCAGGUGCUGCCUGGGGGCUCCCGGGACCCCCACCCCAAAAAGGAGUGACCCAGAAUCCCCAGCACCCCAAAAAACCCAAAAUCGCCCCAAAAAUCCCCUCAAAAAUUGAGGUUUUUUGGGGUUUAAAAAGGGGAUUUUUGGGUUAGGGAAUCCCAAAAUCUCACCUGGAAUCGCAGCAAGAUUUGAUGGGACCCCCAAAAUCUUCCUGAGACCCCCCCAAAAAUUCACCUGGGACCACAAAAUCAUUCGGGGAGCAUAAAAUCAACCCCAAAAACCCCCAAAUCACCCCAAAUUUGGGGUUUUUGGAUGAAAAGAGGGUUUUGGGGUGGUUCCUUUGCUCUGGGACCCUGAAAUCUCAGCUGGGAUGAUCCCAAAUUUUUAUGGGACCCCCAAAAAUCUCCCCAGGGUCCCCCAAACCCUCAGGGACUCCAAAAUUCCCUCCCGGGACCCCCCAAAAACCCCUCGGACCAAGGAGGGGAGGGGCGUGGGAAAUGGGCGUGGCCAGAGCGUCCCUCCCUCCCUCCUCCCUCCCAAAUAAAUUUGGGGUCCCCCCAUUCCAGGGGGGUCUCCCCUCCCCUUUU